Micropterus dolomieu (smallmouth bass) is the source of this 1784-nucleotide messenger RNA. It is a transcript of the gene adoa, whose product is annotated as 2-aminoethanethiol (cysteamine) dioxygenase a. Bases 245 to 1039 code for a protein of 264 amino acids. Gene Ontology annotation, molecular function: oxidoreductase activity, acting on single donors with incorporation of molecular oxygen, incorporation of two atoms of oxygen. The transcript has 2 exons. Gene Ontology annotation, cellular component: mitochondrion. The record is from RefSeq and is a predicted model, not a curated record. Lineage: Eukaryota; Metazoa; Chordata; Actinopteri; Centrarchiformes; Centrarchidae.
ACGGUGGGAAAUGACUGGAGGGAGUGCGGUUCUUAUCGGGGCUUAAAUUAGACAGUAUUACCACCAUGAAUUGCACUUUGUUUCCAUAAAAGUCGUAUUUUUGUCUUUUUUGAAGGGGGGCCAGUCAGCUCCGGAGAAAAUUUGCUGAAAUUGGAGGAUUUGCAAGGCAAUUUAAAACGGUUUUAUUUGCGUCGGAACACUGAGACACACCGAUAAGCGUUAGUGUUUUUUUUCCGCAGCCAGAAUGCCGCGGGAUAACAAAACUCCUCUUAUCCAGAAAAUAGCAAAGCAAGCCUUCGUGACCUUUAAAGGCUUUAAGUCGUCGGCCAACGGGGAUAAUAAUUUCGUUGCGGACAAAUCGAGUGAACUACUCACCUUAGUGACCGCGGUCAGGGCUGCAGACCUGAAAAUUGCUCCCCGGAAAACCAAACAGAACUCCCGGGAAGCGGGGCUCCAGAGCCCCCCGGUUACCUACAUGCACAUCUGCGAGACGGAGGUCUUCAGUAUGGGGGUGUUCCUGCUGAGGACCGGCGCCUCCAUACCGCUGCACGACCACCCGGGCAUGAACGGGAUGCUGAAGGUUCUCUACGGGAAGGUGAGCGUCCGCUGUUUUGACAAACUGGAGGAUAACCUGAGUGUCGGCACCGCCCUGCCGGAUUUCGAGCCUCCGUUGGCUCCGUUCCAGACGGCCUCUCUGCGGCGCUCCGUGCUCCGCUCAGUCACGGAGUACUCAGAGAACAGCGGGCCGUGCCUCCUCACUCCUGUGCGGGAUAACCUCCACCAGAUCGAUGCGGUGGAGGGGCCGGCUGCAUUCCUGGAUAUCCUGGCACCUCCAUACAAUCCAGAUGACGGGCGGGACUGUCACUAUUACAAACUCGUGAAAACUGUGGCAGAGGGGGAAACGGAUGGAAAGAGCACCGAGGAGCAGCAGGGAGAGGAGAAGGUGAAGGCAGAGGAGACGUGGCUGCUAGAAAUCCCUCAGCCAGAGGACUUCUGGUGUGGUGGGGAACCCUACCCAGGCCCUGCAGUCUCUGUCUGAGUGAAACCUGUGAUCAGAGGAACUGUCCUACAGUAUAGGACAGUGAUCAUAUAGAGAUGUCCAUCCAUCCACCCACAAGGGGAAACUUUGCUUUGUGCCAUUCCACAGGGAGGUCAAACAUGAUGGAGGGAAUGAGUGCCUUGUUCAAGGAUGCUACAGCGGGGCAGAAGCUUGUAGAAACAGGGACUUAAACUCUGAGACCCUGCACAGAAUGGGUGGGUAGGACCACUAUACCACUCCUCCACUAACUGUCAGUAACCUUGUCAGUACUGAGAUAAGAGUUGACCCAAGGAAUUCACAUUCUUAAUAUGGUAUUUGUCUUCAGACCACCAUGUUGCCAAAUGUUCUGUGAAUUGUGUGUUUCAUCAGAAUCUGUGGUGUGUGAUCUAUCUUUUACACAUUCUUUUUUCACACUUCUGCCGAGGACUUCCCCAUCAGGACGCGUCUUAAUGCCAAAGCCUGUAACUCAGGUUGUACCUGCCUUAUUUGUGAAUACUGUAUUGUACACACUAAUUGUUCUUCCAAAGUGCACACACACACUACAAUAUAUACACUUUAUUUUUUGUGUUCAACUUCUUAACUUAUCCAGAUAACAUGGUUUCUGCACAGGUCUGGUCAGUUAAAGGAACAAAGCUGAUGUUCAGCUAUUUAUACAUAUCCUAUGAUGUCAUUUCACCACUGUAACUUAAUCCAGAGUGAUAUAGCGUAUGUGAUGCUUCAUAUUAAAGGUCCCGUAUUAUGCUCA